AUGUUUCCUCAUGACGCCGCCGGUCUUUCUCCACGAUAUUUCUUUGCAAUAGACAAUGGAGGAGAAAUUCCCCCACUUUCCUACGCGUACCAAGGCGCGCCAGAAGCUAUCUUCGGCAAGGAGGUUGUGAAAUUCCUAUGCCGUCUCUGUCACAUCGGCCCACACCCAGUACCCCUGCCCCGCAUUCUCAAGGCUCGCUUGCGAACGGACCGAAACACUUUCACCGCCCGCGCUUCGCUCUUCACGGGUCUUAUCGAGGGAGGGAUGCACAGAGGUAAGGAGGCCCUCACUCAGGUCGGCCGCAGUUUACCUCGAGCCGGGCAAACUCCGUUGGGAGAUAACGUGGGUAACAGAAGACGAGGUGCAGACGCCUCCUACACGGAGGCUAUUCAAUGUCUAGGAUGGGAGAACGACGGAGUGCCUUUAAGCUACCGCGCUUUGCAUAUCUCUGUUCAUGAGAAGCCUGACGGGCUUCUGCAUGAAACCUUAUAA
Fomitiporia mediterranea MF3/22 is the source of this 492-nucleotide messenger RNA. RefSeq lists its product as uncharacterized. The record is from RefSeq and is a predicted model, not a curated record. The transcript has 3 exons. Bases 1 to 492 code for a protein of 163 amino acids. Lineage: Eukaryota; Fungi; Basidiomycota; Agaricomycetes; Hymenochaetales; Hymenochaetaceae.